Molecule: messenger RNA, 13034 nt
Organism: Brassica rapa (field mustard)
Lineage: Eukaryota; Viridiplantae; Streptophyta; Magnoliopsida; Brassicales; Brassicaceae
Product: receptor-like kinase TMK3
Molecular function (GO): protein binding
Source: RefSeq, a predicted model, not a curated record
ACGAUACCUACAGUUGGGAGUAUACAAAGACCGGUCACUACACAGUGAAGUCUGGCUAUUGGGUUCUCAAGAACAUCAUUGAGGCAGAGCAGAAGGGCACAACAGUCGACCAACCAAGUCUCGAUGGUCUCUACCAAAAGAUUUGGAAGCAACAAACGAGUCCAAUGGUACAUCACUUCCUAUGGAGAUGCAUAAGUGACGCAUUACAAACAGCAGCAAUGAUGAAACGUCGUCAUAUUUCAAAAGAGGGUAGAUGCAUGCGCUGCUCCAUGGAAAGCGAAACCGCAAAUCACAUACUGUUCCAAUGCCCCUAUGCACGCCUGGUUUGGGCAAUGUCUCCCAUUCAUGCCCCGCCUGAUGGUAUAAUGUCUGACUCGCUAUAUUCAAAUAUCUGUCGUGUGUUGAGCUUACAGGCACAAUACCCUCAAGAAGAUGUAAAUGCAGAGCUGAUUCCAUGGCUUUUGUGGCGUCUCUGGAAGAAUCGUAAUGCUUUUGUUUUCCAAAACAUAGACUACACUGCUCCAGAUACUGUCACCAAGGCCAUCGAGGACAUGAAGGAAUGAGAAGGAAGAAAGGAGGAAAGUGUAGAGGUUAAAAAAUCCACAAGCAACAGAAGGGUUUUCAACUGGAAACCGCCAAUGCAAAGCUGGAUCAAAUGCAACUCCAGAAUCAAGGCAUUGGUUGGAUAAGUAGAGAUUCUACUGGUCGGUUGCUGUGGGCUGGAGCUCAACGGUAUCGAGGAAUGGGAUCACCAAUAGAAACUGAAGCAACAGCUCUCAAAUGGGCAAUGCAAACGAUGCUGAGACUGGGAUACACUCAGGUCAUCUUUGAAACAGAUUCUAUGGUAUUAGCGAGCAUGAUUGCGGGAAGGAACCUAUUUGGCCAAAGCUCUAUCCAAUCAUCCAAGAAAUCUCCCAUCUUCUCUCGACAAGCCGGAGCUAUAGGGUCGAGUAUUACUCACGAGAAGGUAACAAGUCGGCAGAUAGGAUAGCGAAGGAAGCUCUUUCUUUUAUGAAUUAUGUUUCUAAGUUGUAUUCUAUGGUGCCAAGUUGGUUAAAACAGAUCUUUGAGGUGGAUGUAUCUAUGUUAGGAGUGAACAAUGAUGUAGGUCCAAACUCUUUUGGUUAAUGGAAAGUAGAAGUUGAACCAAAAAAAAAAGUCUCAUCUCCUUAAGACAUUUGCCUAUCUCGUAUCAAACCAAUCUGCCAUUCCACUUGCAUACUCCUUAUCUCCUUUUCGCUGAAUCACAGAGAUACAUUUCACGCAUUUUAGAGUUUGUCACACAAAAGCUAAUCGAAGAAUAUAAUAGUAUUAUUUUAUAGAAGAAAAUGGAAAUGACGUCAAGAAAACUCCAAGAUCUAUAAACAAUAUUCAAACUAUAUAAGCCGAUCAACAUUGUUAGUAGGACCGGACAUUUUAUCUAUUAACUUUGAUUCGAUUAAAAUUAAUAUUCAUUUAAAAAGCAAAUUAUAAAUUCUAUAAAAAUUAGAGUCAGAUAUCCGCUCCGAUUCGAGUUUUAUACAAAUAUAUAUAUAUAUAUAUAUAUAUAUAUAUAUAUAUAUAUAUAUAUAUAUAUAUAUAUAUAUAUAUCUACAAUAAAUAUAGAAUUUUAAAUGUAUAAUUUUGUAUAAAUAUUAUUUAACAUACAAUUUAUAAAUCUCAUAUAAAAGUAUUAAGUUAAGAAAGAAAUAUAAAUCUUUAUAAAUUACAAUUUUCUAAAUUUCAUGUUUUAAAGAAACAUUUUAACUAAUUUUAAAAAAAAUUAGAACAUAUAAUUUCACUAAUCUUUAUUUUUACUUUAUAUUAUGUAAAAUAUAUUUUGUAAACAAACUUUUAUAGUUUUUCUAGAUUACUUGUGUUGAACAAGUGGAUAACAUAUCUAUAAAUAUAUGUCGCAAAUAUCUGUUAAAUUUAUGGAUGUCCGGGUUUUUGAAUAUCCAUAUUUUUUAAUCAAAACAAAUCGAGAAAUUAGAUAUCCGUAAACUGUGAAGUAAGUCAUAUAAAUACUGAAAAUCUCCUAUAUAUUAAUUGAAAAUUAUUUUAAAAGUUGUAACUUAUAUUUUGUAGUAAUUACAAAAGAGACUUGAUGAUGUGUCAUUUAAUUAAAAUUUCAAUUUGACUUACUUGGCAACAUAAGAAUCAAUUGAAUAAUUUGUAGGUCCAAAAUCCAAUUGCUGAGGAACAUUAUAUUAACAAUUUUUGUAUCCUCCUCAUUUUUGUUUAUUUUUAUAUUAUUAAAAGAAAUUAAAAAAUCACAUUAAACAUGUAAUUUGGAUUUUUUUCUUAUAUGUUAUAUUUUGAAUUCUUGAAAAUGACUUUAAAUUACAAAAAAAUGUUAAAACUUCCUUUGAAAAUUAUGUGAUCAAUGGCUCAAUUGUUCUUGUUAUAGCAAGAUACAAUGAUCAUAAAGUCGUAUUAAUAUGAAUUUUUAUUUAAUAGAUAUUCAAAUUAAAUAAUAUAUAUAUGUAUUAUUUAAUAUUGUUUAAAUUAAACUAUGUACCAUUUAAAAUACAUAAAUAUGUUAAUUUUAAAAUUUGCAUAAAAAGAGUAUUGAGGCCUUAAUAUUUUAAUUUUGAAAUUUGCAUCGAAAAAAUAUCACAUCAAAAAUUUUGGGAUUAAUGGUUUAAAUUUGUUUGUUAUAUCAAAUAUUUAUAUUAAAAUAUACUAUAUAUUUAUGUCAAUAUAAUGGAAAUAUAAUUAUAUACCAUAUAAGAUACAUAAAAUGAUUAUUUUAAUUUAUUUACCAUAAAUAUAUUGUAAAUAAACAAGAGGUAUUAUGUUGAUUAAUCUAAUCUCCUAUAUAUUAAUUGAGAAACAAUUCAGCAUGUGUAAGGUUUUAUUAAUUGAUAUUGUUCGAAAAUCUUACAAGAUUUAUUUUGAAAAUCUUACAUGAUUUAUUUAGAAACAAUUGAAAUCACCUCCAGCUUCGCUGAAGAAGCUAGGUUCCUCCAGGAGCUUAGAACAUGGAUUGCACAAAAAAAUUGCUUUCCUAACCCUAAUCUUCUUUCUAUUCAUCACAACACCAACAGAGAAUAUUUAAAAGUGUCUAUUGACAAUCUGAAACAGUUUUUAAUGAUUAACUAAAUGGGUCACAUACAUAAUAAAGUGUGUUUUUGUUUAAAAAUUAUUGCAUACCCAAAAUCAAUAUGAACCAUCAUCAUUUUCGUUUAAAUUUUGUCAUAAUAAAAAUAUAGGUCUUGGCAAAAAAAACUGAAUACAAAAAAAAACUGAACCAAAACCGAACCAAAAAAAUAGUACUGAACUUUAACAAAAAUUGGUUAGAUAUCCGAAUGGGUUCAAAAUUUUGGUAUAUAGAAAACCGGAACCAAACCCGAUCCGAACCGAAAUAUUUUAGGUAUCCGAACCAGCUUUAUAUACUUAAAUAUAUUAAUUAUUUUUAAAUUUAAUUCUAAAAGAAUAUGCAAAAUAUAUAAGAUGUUAUUAAGUUGUCCAAAAUACUUGAAAAUAUAUACAGAUAGUUAUAAGUAUAUGUUUAAAAUAGCUAGAUGAUAUCCCAGACCACCUCAAGUUUGAGUAAUAGAAUGGUCAUUUGACGUAAAAAAAAAGAAGCUAAAUGAUACUUAGAGAUUGAUUGUUUUCAGUUUUUGAAUUAAUUUUUGGUUUUUGAUUUUCCAAAAUCUAGUUUUGAUCCAAUCAUUAUUUUAACAAACUAGAUUCCCUAAUAUUUAGGGCAACUAAUUUUUCCAUUGUUUUCCUGUGUUAUGUAUAAAAUCUAGAAUCCACAUUUUUCUCGCUUCUACCCACGAAAACCAUUUUGUUUUUGCUUUUUUUUUUGCAAAAAAUUAUUAACUUUAGGAAAAACAUUUACUAUCUAUAUUUAUUAUACAAAGCACAUGAAUAAACAUAAAAAAUAAUAAUAUUAUUCUUUAAAGUUUAAGUUAUUGGAAUUUUGUUUAGGUAAAUUAUUUAUUUACUAUUUUUACUAUAAAAUUAUAUAUAAUUAAUUGAAUUUUGUGGUAAUAAUUAUUAUACAUUUAUUACAUUGUAACUUUAUUUUUUAUAUAAUAUAUGGCAUUUUUAUGUUAAAUGUUUGAAUUACAUAAAUUUUAUGUAUGACUACCAUUUUUAAAAUAUAAUUAUUUUAAUUUUGCUUCUAUAAAUAUAAUUAUUAAUUAUCUAAGCAAGAAGUGGAAUUCCUACUCAAUAUUGCUCUCCCUUAGCAGCGGGAAAGGAGUCUAUCUAUCUGGGACGAUAUGAAAAUGUGUCGGCACGGUUCCAACUCGUGGAAGAAGGAGGACUCUAAAUUCAUUUAUUGAUAAGUAUUUUGUAAUAUUUUAAUUUCGUAAUUUCAUUAAAAUUUAUCAUAUUUUAAAAAUACAAGUAAAUUUUAUUUAAUUUGUUUAAAAAGCUUAACAGUUAACUAUGUAUUUUCGUUGAGAUAUCAAUUAAAUGUAUAUUUAAUAUGUAAUUAUUAGUUUUUAGUUAAUGAUAUAUUUUAAAUAAAAUUUAAAAUAAGUUUUUAUUUUCAUAAUAAUACUAUUUCUAUUUUUUAUUGUUUUUAAAAUAAUAUUUUAUUAUAAAUAGUAUUAUAGUUGAAAGACAAAAACCAAAAACCAAAAUCUAAAAUUACCAUUCAAGUUUUUGAAAAACCAAAAUCUACAGAAAAAUCAAAAACCAAAAAUUUAAAACCAAAAUUUAAAAUCUAAAAACUAAAAUCCAAAAACCUCUUAAACAAUCAUCACCUUAAUAUACCUAAAAUACUUAAAAUAUAUAUUGAUUUUCAAUCCAAAUAUUUAAUCUAAACCAAAUUUUAAGUUACGUUUAAGUAUUUUGGCAUACAUUAUUCAAAAUUAUAUGUUCUAAAUUAUUUAUAUUUUUAGAUUUUGAAAUAUUUAAAGUAUAUAUAAACUUUAAUUUUUAAAAAAAGUAAAUAAAUAAGUUAUCUGAACUCAAACCCGAACCAGACCCACAAAGAUGAGAACCAAACCAAACCCGUAAGGAUCUGAAUCGAACCGAACCAAAUGGUACCCGAAUACCCACAUCUAAUCAAAUGUAAAAAAAAAUUAUUGAUAACAAAAUGUAUAUUGUUUAUAAUAUUUUAAUACAAUAUAUUUAAAAAAAAAAACUCUGGGCGGAGAUUAUGGCGGAUUAUCAUCUAGUUAUAGUAGUAUUAAAUUUGUACCUAUACUUAAUUCCUUAAUCAUUAGUGGGAGCCGAAAAUGCCAAAAUAAAAUCAAUCAUAGAAAUACAGGCAAGAGAAUAAUAAAUCAAAGACCAUAUCGUUUUUCUCAUCUUGAUCUGUAGAUUUUUCUUUGUUUCCUUCUUACUAUAAAAGUGGUCAGAGAGUUGCCAAAUUUUCAUCCAAGUUAUGGUAGAGUAUUCAAUUCGUACCCAUCCUCAAUUCCUCAAUCAUUAGUGGGAGCUGAAAAUGCCAAAAAAAAAAUCAAUCAUAGAAAUACAGGAAAGAGAAUAAUAAAUCAAAGACCAUAUCGUUUUCUCAUCUUGAUCCGUAGAUUUUUAUUUGUUUCCUUCUUACCAUAAAAGUGGUCAGAGAGUUACCAAAUUUUCAUCCAAUCAGUCAAUCGUUUCGAUCUUCUUACUUAAAAUAUGAUUUUCCCAUUUUAUACUGUUUAUCUAUUAUUAAUAGAGAGAGUGUCUCUAUCCCACAAUCACACAACACUCUCAAGUAGUCUCAAUUUUCCAUCUCAUUUUUCCCGCGAAAAUGACGAGAUCACAUCUUUGCCUCCUCUGUCUCCUCCUGUCCCUUGUGAAUUUCGCCGCUUCUCAAGACGAUGCGACGAUCAUGCAAUCCCUCAAAUCUACUCUUCAUCUCACACCAGACGUGGACUGGUCGAACCCUGACCCUUGCAAAUGGCCCAGCGUCCAAUGCGACGGAAGCAACCGCGUGACGAGGAUCCAGCUUAAACAGAAAGGCAUCAGCGGGACUCUCCCUCCGGAUCUCCAGAAACUUUCCGAGCUCAUCGUCCUCGAGUUAUUCUCCAACAAAAUCUCCGGCCCGGUUCCUGAUCUCUCGGGACUAACGCAUCUACAGAGGCUGAAUCUACACGACAAUCUCUUCGAAUCGACGCCGGCGAAUCUCUUCUCGGGGAUGAACUCGUUGCAAGAAGUGUACCUCGACAACAACCCUUUCGCUUCUUGGGAGAUUCCAGAGACUAUUAAAGAAGCCACGUCUCUCAAGAACCUCUCUCUCGUCAACUGCAACCUCGCGGGUUCGAUUCCUGAUUUCUUCAGCUCCCAGACGCUCCCAAGCCUCGUUUCUUUGAAGCUAUCUCGCAAUAAUCUGCAGGGAGUGCUGCCUUCCAGCUUCGGAGCUUCCUCGUUACAGCAGCUCUAUCUCAACGGACAGAAGCUAUUCGGGUCUAUCUCGGUGUUACAGAAGAUGACUUCUCUCGUCGAGGUUGAUCUGCAAGCUAACACCUUUUGGGGUGCCAUCCCUGAUCUCUCUGGUUUACAGUCUCUCAGGUUGUUCAAUGUAAGAGAGAAUCAGCUCACUGGUCUUGUCCCACCGUCCUUUACUGGUCUCAAAUCGCUUACUGUCGUGAAUCUGACUAAUAACUGCUUUCAAGGACCAACUCCCUUAUUCGACAACUCCGUCGCUGUUGAUAUAAUAGCCAACACGAAUAGCUUCUGUCUGGAAACUGCUGGUGCUCCGUGUGAUCCUCGCGUCGAGGCCUUGCUUUCUGUAGCUGAUUCGUUUGGAUAUCGAGUGAAGCUAGCCAAGAGUUGGAAAGGGAAUGAUCCGUGUGGUCGUAGCUGGCUUGGGAUUACUUGUUCUGGAAGUAAUGAUGUUACAGUGGUCGAUCUUGGGAGGCAGGAGCUCACGGGUACGAUACCUCCGAGUUUUGCUAAGCUUACUUCCUUGGAAACCAUCAAUCUUUCUAAUAACCAACUCACUGGGAGUAUACCGACAGAGCUUACCAAUUUGCCUAUGCUUAGGACACUCGAUGUGUCGAACAACGACAUCCACGGUGAUGUGCCCAAAUUCAGCCCAAGUGUGAGUGUGGUGACUACUGGUAACGUUAACAUCGGGCCUGUCUCACCGACUGAUUGGAAAUCCUUCAGAAAUAGAAUAUAGAUCAUUUUUUGAAAAGCAAAUUUAAAAACUAAAUGAAAUUAAUAAAGGAAAUUCAAAAUUUGACCUAGUUGUACUACACCCACGUCUUCUUUCUUUAUCUAAAAUUAUAAAUCAAAUUAUCUGCCGAGAGCAUCUCUAACUCCACUUUAUAUUUCAUUUUUUGCUUUAUUUUGAAGUAAGUUUUGCUUCAACCUUAUUUCAUUUUUUUGCUUCAAAAUGAAAUAAUGAACAUUGUUGUUUCAAAUUUGAAAAUCUACUGUACAUAUCUUCAUUUUUUUAAAGAUGAACUUUUUCGUUAUAAAUUGGUACUUAACUUUUAUUUAUUCUUAUCUUUUGACGAAAUAAACUAUAUAUGCUUUAAUAUAAUCCAAUUAAUUUCAAAAUUUUGACUAUUAAUUUUAUCUAAUCAGAUGUUUAUAUCAAAAAACAUAUGAAUAUGAAUAUUUGUUUUAAGAACUUUUUUAACUCGAUUUAAAAGAAUCAAAGAUAAAUAAGCUCAUUUCUUACUCUAAACAUUUUUGUUAAUCAAUUGUAGAAAAAUAUUAUAUAUAUGGUGUUUUUUAUACAAAUUAUGAUGUUUUGUGUUUGUUUAUUCAUGUUAUGUAAUAAAUUCAUUAUAUGAGAAUAUUAAAUUUAUAUGAAAUAAUAAUUAUGUUGGAUUAUUUUUAAAACAAAAUAGUUAGGAAAAAUAAGUAAAUAUAAAAAAGUAUAAGGUGUCUAUUAGUAAUUAAUGAUAAAGUAGAGAUGAAAUAUACUUGGAAUAUUCUUUUUAUAAGAAAGAAAUGAAGCAAACCAUUGGAGUGAUUGCUACUUCAUUUUGAAAAAAAAAAUGAAUUUUUUAAGAUAAAAUUGAAGUCAACCAUUGGAGAUGCUCUAACUACAAAACAACAUGCACACAAAUAAAAAGUUUGCAGAUAACAAGGUCAAAAGAAAAGCUAAAAAGGUAAAAAGUUAAAACUAAAUGAAAAUUUUGAUUUAUAUGAUAUAAAUAACACGUGUUAUGAGAAUUCGUGAAAUGUUUUUAGCGAUUUAAACCCCUAACUAUUUUUAGAUCAGAUGGAAAACCCCCAAUUAAAACUUUAUGUUUUUAAACCCUCAACUAUUAAAACGUUAAUCCACCGUUAAUAUCGUUAACCUUCUGUUAACACAGUCAUCUUUUCUGGAGGGAUUCAUGUUAUAUUAACGAGGUGUUUCAUAUAAUCACAUAAACGUCACGAGAAGCUUACAACCGAUGGAUGUUUUAGUGAUUUAAACCUCCAAAUAAAAACUCAUUUUUUGGUCUUGGAGAAAUUUUAAAUUUGCAGUUUUUGCAGAAAAACGUGAUUUUCAGUUUUUGCAGGAAAAUUCGAUUUUAAGUUUUUAGCAGAAAAAAUUGAUUUUGUGGUUUUGGCAGGAAAACCCGAUUAUUAGUUUUGGCAGAAACUUGAUUUUUGAAGUUUUGGCGAAAAAAUGUGUUUUCGGUUUUACGAGAAAAAUUGAUUUUUGAUUUUGGUAGAAAACCCUAUUUUAAGGUUUUGGCAAAACAACUCAUUUUACGGGGUUUUAUGUGAAAGCUCGAUUUUUUUGGUUUUGGCAAGAAAACUCGUUUUUGAUUUUUUGGCGAGAAAAAUUGAUUUUACGGAGUGGUGAGAAAACUUUAUUCUGCAUAAUCGAACAAAUUUAAAAUUCCAGUAUACAGUUAAAUAUUGUAUACAAUUUAUAUAAAGCAAAAUAAAAGAGCUAAAAUUAAGCCCUAAAAAUUUUAAGGCUAAUUAUGUUCAAGCCUUUAAAGCUUUGUGUCAAUGUAAGGGUUUGUGCUAAAAGUUGGCCUACAAGGUCAAGGAUAACCCUGGUAGGUUGAGCCACAUUAAUAUUCCUACUGAUGGUGUUGAAUACACGCCGGAUAUAAUUCUCUAUUACUAUUCUAUUCAGAACCGACUAUAAAAUAAAGACAAAGGAGAAAAAGGGAUCCAAGCCUCAGAAUCACAUACCAAAAUUAUACUCUUUUUACAAUCAAAUUCACUUGUAUUCUUACACAUCUUGUUCUUCAUCAUUAUGUCAACUUUGAGUAUCACUAAGAAACUUUUUUCCAUCUUUAAGUCUCAUACGCAUUAUCAUUUUGUUCAAUACUUGUUCAACAUAUUAGAUUAAAGCAUAACCAUAAUUUAUGAGUGGAUCAUCUGGUCCGUCAUUUGGCGCGCUAAAGGAAGGAGGUGGGAAUUAAUACAAAAACCCUCUACAGAUCCGGCGUGAAAACCAAAUAAAAUUGACUGGAACACACACAUCUGAUUUAUCCGGAGCAACAAAAAUCACGGGUUCCACCCUGCAUGUCGUAGGACAGCAAUUCAACGCCGAUGUAACUCACAUCACCGUAACACCACCGACAUCACCAAUUGCCAAUCUGGACGAAACUCUAUCCCAUGCACCAUGCGAGUUACGAAAUGUUUCCUUUAUCUUGAUUCAAUGUGCAGGUCAGACGGAGGUUAUGGGACAUCAAGCUUUACAAAGCUUAAAGCAACUCACAAAAAUAUUGGGUGAAUAGCUGGAGCAUAUCGAUUUUCAAAUUGCUUCGUCACCAAGAAUCCCCCGAGAAUAAUAGUUUAGACAAUAGUAACCAUGAAUCCAUUUCAGACAACAUACCACAAGCCUGAAAAAAGAGAUCAUCAUCUUGAAACAAACAUUAUCCCAAGCUACAACCUAUCUCUAGUUGAUGAAAUCAAAGAUCCACCGAGUCACCAGAUCGGUCCUGAAGUUGUUCACGGACCGCUUAGCCAACGUUCCCAUCUCGAACAUCUAACCGAAGAUCUCCUCUUACAAAGGGAAAACAAAUUCAUGAGCUCAUAUUACAGUUUUCUGCAUUACAAUGGGACAAACUUCCUUUGACGAUAGAUAGAGAUACCAGAUAUUUGCCUACUCUUUGUCAAGAACCUAAUAAGAGCAGUAAUAUCGUCAAAAAUUGGACCAUAUCAACAUGCUUAUCUUUUUCAGAAUGAGACAAAUGUUUGUGUCUUUUAAUCAUUGAAUAAUGGUACCAUCAAAUAAGAAUUCAUUGAUCAUACAAGUCAAAUCUCCUUUCACUAUGUCCUAAAACUUCUGAAAAAUAAAGCGCUCGUUCCAUCAGGGUGCAUCGCAAAUGUAAGUUUUACCUCUCAUUCUGUAACUGAAGCUGUGAGUUUCUGAUUUAUCGCAUCUGUGAUUGUUGUAAAGAUAUUUUCCAAAAAGCGUCAUUUAUUUCUUCUGAAUUUGAUGAUUCGAAAUAAUAUGAUGAUUCGGAAAGUGUUCUAAAGUAACCUGUAGCAAUGGCUCUCAUUAUCUCCCCAUCUAGUCAUCUUCCAUAAUAUUUUCUGAAUUGUCUUCAGCAGUCCUGUUAUAUUUUAAUAGAUUAGUUACAAGGACAUGAUGAGAAUGGACUAUAUUAUUAUAACAUACCCUGGACUUAUAUUUGGACUGAAUGAGAUUAGACUAUAGUUUAGAAUGAAGACAGUAUAUUUGCGUACCAUAAAGCCUAUUCAUUAGGCCCAAAUAAUAAUAGUUUGGGAAUCUGUAUAUUAGGGUUUUCGUAGCUUCUUUUAAUUUUCUCACUGUGCCGUCUGAAGAGAAGAUAGAUCAGACGAAAAUGGAGAAAGGCAAGGGAAGAAAGGAGGAGAUUGUUACCAGGGAGUACACUAUCAACCUCCCACUACAAGAAAUAUUGGUUUUGAUAGCAGUAGAGGAUAGUGUUUUUUUGUCUUUAUGCUAUGGUUGACAUAACCGUUAGUUUUAAAUAGCAUUUGUAUAUUUUGAAACGCUAUGAUAACGUAGUAUAUUUGGAAACGUUAUGAUAGCGGAUGUUUAAUAGCAAAAUAAUUAAAACGCUAUGUUUGGUUUAUCUAAUCCCUAAACCCUAAACAAGUUUUUAAACCCUAAACUCCAAGUAUAAACCUUAAAAAUCUUGUGUUCUCACACUAUAACUUCAAAUCUUGAAUUUUAACUCAAAUUUAUUCUUUUUAAGUUUAAUAUAUAACUUCCAAAUACACAAACCUUAAUUCCUCAAUCAAACUCUAUACCCUAAAUCCUAACAUGAAACAUGUAUAAACCAUACAUCCAAUACAUAUAAAUUUCAAAUCUAAAUUUUUAUUAAUCUAACAAAUUUUAAAUCUAAAUCUUAAUCACAAAUCCUUAUAUAGUAACUAUAACCCUUGUACUUUCAAAAUUUUUAACCCUAAAAUCAUAACACAAAACACUUUACACAAACUAAUGAUAAAAACCCCAUUAUGCAGUUUUUGAAAAUCAUAUAACCACAAAAAUCUAAUCAAAAUUUAUAUUUCAUAUGUUAAAUUACAAUAUAUAAUCUUUACAUUUAGGCAAUUUAUAAAACAAUUAAAAAGAAAUCUAAAAACAAUUUUAGUGCUUCUUUUUAUGACCAUUGAUUGAUUCUAAUCUAAGGGCUGAAAUUAUUCUUUUGUCUAUCUCCAACCUUCUCUGUCAUUGGUUAAUUUUUUUUCUGAAAGAUCAGGGUUCUUAGCCAUUGAUGCAACGUAAUCCAAAGGCCACAAUUUAGUCUCUCUCUUUCUCACUUAUCUUCUCCUAUACGACUUUUUAUUUUUCUUUCUUCAGCGACAACAUCGAAGAUGAACCCAAUGAGGGCAAAGCAACUGGUUGUUGGACCACCAUCGAAGAAGAGACGACGGCACCGGUCUGAGUUCGUCGCUGUCGUCACCGGUCUCGAACUCGGAGGGAGCAUGGUGGUGCUUAGUAGCGAGGGUGAUUUCUGAAACGGCGGCAGAGAGAGGAGGCGUGAAGAGUUCGAGGUGGUGAUGAAGUUUUGUCAAAGCAAAGCCCUCGCAUCAUCGCAGUGCUCAUCCUCUUGUCCGGUGACGUUUUAAAACUCCUGAAGCAGAUCUGUUUAUCCAUGUCAGUUAUGGUUCCUUUUUUUUUUUUGGAAAGCCAAUGUCAGGAUUACACAGGUGAAGUUUGGAUUGUUCUUUUAAGAUGUAUCCUCGGAUUUGAUUAGUGAAUCACGUGUUCUGUUCUGAGACUUUCAUUUGAUUCUUAAGAUGGCAAAGGAAGCUAGCAGUGGUGGUGGAGGUGAAGCCGAGCAAGAAGAAGAAGAGAGGUGGAGAAAGAGAGAUGACAAAGACACAAAAGGAAGAAGAGGAUGCGGCGAGGUGGAUGGGAGAAGAUUAGAUUUAGAUUUAUUUUUUAAUCUGGGUUUAGACUUCUUUUUAAUUUUGGGUUUCGUUUUUGUAAUACAAUUUUAAUUAAUAAAUUAAUUUUAAUUAUAAAUCAAUUUUAAUUUAUAAAUUGCUAUCUCGAUAUAUAUUUUUUAAUUUUUUUUAAUUAUUUAAUAAGAUAAUAAUAACAAAAAAGAAACGUUAUAAAAAAAUAUUUAAUUGCAUACAUAAAAGCGCUAUAAUAUAUAACAAUAAAAUAGCAGUGCAAAAAACCGCUAUCUAAUGUGCCUGACCUACUAUGACGGGCGAUGAUACAGCGCUUCAUAAACCACUAUCGUAUCGUUAGAUAGCGUUUUUCGUCCGCUAAUAAAAGUUUUUUUUCUUGUAGUGUCCACAGGCACCUUCAUAGCUGAUAAAAAUGUUGUGACAUCUCUUUGUUUGUAGAAGAAGAUUAUUAGGACGAGCCAUUAACAUCAUCUCCUUCCUUAUUGCUCCAUGUACAUUUUCGUUAGGGUUUUACAGAUGCUGAUUGAUUCGAUCGAUUAUAAAUAUAUGUACGCAGCACAUUCAAGAAGAAGGCACCCAAUGUCAUCAAAGAGAUUAUGAAGUUUGCACUGAAAGCAAUGUGAACAAAGGAUGUUAGAGUGGAUGUUAAGCUCAACAAGCAGAUAUGGAGCAGGGGAAUCCGUGGUCCUCCUAGGAGAGUCAGAGUCUAUGUUGCACGUAAGAGAAAUGAUGAUGAAGACGACAAGGAGGAGUUUUACUCUCUUGUCACUGUCGCUGAGAUUCCUGCUGAAGGAUUGUCUGGUUUGGGCACCAAGGUCAUCGAUGAAGACGAGUGAAAA